Hippopotamus amphibius kiboko is the source of this 1272-nucleotide messenger RNA. Its product is annotated as basic salivary proline-rich protein 4-like. The transcript has 5 exons. Lineage: Eukaryota; Metazoa; Chordata; Mammalia; Artiodactyla; Hippopotamidae. The coding region runs from base 1 to 1008 and encodes 335 amino acids. The record is from RefSeq and is a predicted model, not a curated record.
AUGUUCACCACCGGAGGGAAUCCACUAAGUAAAUCACAGUCUUGUCACUCAGCGAGCGUCCAGCCCCGGCCAGGCGCGGUCAAGCGGGCACCGCGCACCCUAGCGCGGCCAACCAAGAGGAUGGAGAAAAACAUCGAAAGCCGCGCGCAGACGCCUGGGAUGUAUUCAGGGGACUGGGAGCACCUACACCUUGACGUUAACCCGAGCGUCUCCCGCGAGCAGGGGUCUGGCUCCUGCGCUUCCUUCCUUCCUUGUGAUUUUCUGCUCCCCUUUUCCGACGCCCACAAGUAUGAAUUUAUAGUCGGGAAGAGGCGGGAGCCGCGGCUCACAGGCCUGGCCGGGCAGGGGCCCCCCGCCGCCUGCCCCGGUCCCCGCCCCCGCCGCGGCCGGGCCGCCGCGAGACACCCGGAGCCCCCUCCCCGGCCCCCGCGCGGGCCCGGGCCUCCCCGCAGGGGGAGCGCGGCCCGGAGACACCGCCCGCCGCCCGGAGAAGGAGGCCGGCCGCGCCGUGGCGGGAGGGGCGCCUGGGGCUACGCGCGGGGCCUUCCGGGCCCGCCGGGCCGCCCCACCCGGGCCGCGGGGCUCACCUGGGCGCCGUGGGCCGCGGAGGGCUCUGGGCCCAGCGACCGGUGGGUUCCGCCGCCUCGGGCACUUAGGCCGCGCGGCCUCGUCCCUUCGCCCAGAGCCAGACGCGGCCUCCGCGGAAGCGAGAGCUCGCUCGGCAGGCGCGAGUCCCGAGCGCGCCGACUCUCUGUCGCGCUUCAGGUCCCCGGGGGUGCCCCGCGCUGGCCGCCGCCCGCUUCGCCGCGCGGCGACCCAACCCCCGCCCGCUGUCCCCGCGGCCGGCUUUGCGCUUUCACCCCCUCCCGAGACUCCGGGGAAGCUGCCAUGUAUAUAGACACUCAGGCAGCCUGUGGAGAGGCCCACUUGACAAGGAAUGAACUGAGGCCAGUUGACAGCCACAUGGGACUCCAGUUUUACCCAAGCAGCUGUGCUUCCACCUUGUAAUCCAUGUGACUCAAGGACCACCCACCCCACUGCUAAUUCCAAUUAUGUCCCAGUUCCACCAUGUAUUGACAAGAAAACUCCCCCACCCAAUGUGGAGGAGGAACUGAAGAUGGAAGCUUGACAUCUACUCAAGAAUGAGGAAGAAGGUGGUCUUCUCCUCCUUCCCACUGUUCCUUUGAUUAUAAAACUGUAGCCCACUAAGUUUUCAGAGUGGCACUCCAUUGCCCACACACUUGUAAGCCUCACAAGCAUCCUAUUCUAAUA